Arabidopsis lyrata subsp. lyrata is the source of this 948-nucleotide messenger RNA. Its product is annotated as HMG-Y-related protein A. Lineage: Eukaryota; Viridiplantae; Streptophyta; Magnoliopsida; Brassicales; Brassicaceae. Gene Ontology annotation, biological process: negative regulation of DNA recombination; nucleosome assembly; chromosome condensation. Gene Ontology annotation, molecular function: double-stranded DNA binding; nucleosomal DNA binding. The transcript has 2 exons. Bases 80 to 688 code for a protein of 202 amino acids. Gene Ontology annotation, cellular component: nucleus; nucleosome; nucleolus. The record is from RefSeq and is a predicted model, not a curated record.
CCCAAUUGCUUUUUUAAAUCCCUCCAACACAGAUUCCUUCCUUCACCACCUCCUCUCUCACACUCUCUCUACGCUUGACAUGGCCUUCGAUCUCCACCAUGGCUCAGCUUCAGAUACGCCGCAUUCAUCAGAAUCUCCGUCGAUUUCUCUCCCACCUUAUCCUGAGAUGAUAAUGGAAGCGAUUGAGUCCUUGAACGAUAAGAAUGGCUGCAACAAAACGACGAUUGCUAAGCACAUCGAGUCAACUCAACAAACUCUACCGCCGUCACACACGACGCUGCUCAGCUACCAUCUCAACCAGAUGAAGAAGAAUGGUCAGCUUAUCAUGGUGAAGAACAAUUAUAUGAAGCCAGAUCCAGAUGCUCCGCCUAAGCGUGGUCGUGGCCGUCCUCCGAAGCAGAAAACUCAGGCGGAAUCUGACGCCGCCGCUGCUGCUGCUGCCGCUGUUUCCGCAGAUCCGCCUAGAUCUCGCGGUCGUCCACCGAAGCCGAAAGAUCCAUCGGAGCCGCCUAAGGAGAAGGUCACAACCGGAUCUGGAAGACCACGAGGACGACCACCGAAGAGAUCGAGAACAGAUGCGGAGACGGUUGCUGCGCCGGAGCCGGCAGCUCAGGCAACCGGUGAGCGUAGAGGACGUGGGAGACCACCGAAGGUGAAGACGACGGUGGUUGCGCCGGUUGGGUGUUGAAUUAUUCGGUACUUAUGCAAUUUCGGAAGCUUUAGUUACUGCAAAAUGGGAUCUCUUAGAGAGAAAGAGAGUGCUUUAGCUUAAUUAGAUUUAUUUGAAUUUCUUUCAGUAUUUGGAUUGUAAACUUUAGAAAUUGUGUGUGUUGUUGCUUAGUCCUUUUAAGGAGAUAAGAUAUAACAUUAGAGUUGUUACUUAGACUGUGUAUUAUUAUUAUGAUUUUGCAUUGUGUUAUGUUAAAUGUUGCUUCUUUUGUUGAACAA